UAUUACAUUUUGUGUAUCCAUUCAUCUCUUCAUGGACACUUGAGUUGUUUCUACUUUGGAGGUGUUGGAAGUCGCACCACUUUUAUUAGCCCUUUGGCUAAGAUCAAGUGGAAAUCGCAUCACUUUUAAGUGGAGACUUGGCUCCUGAUCUAAUGCUCAUUCCCAUAGUAUCACAGAGGGAAUUGAUUGCUUUAUAUAACCUCGAAUCUCCUCCAAACUUAUGAGGUUUUCAGGGAAAUGGGCAUCUCCUGUAAAAUAAUUAGUUCACUGAAAUACUGAUGCUGAGCUUUCAUGAAUAAAUGAAUCACACUAAGGUUGGUUGGUCCAUACUUUAAGUCUCCUGAAGAUAAUAUCUCUUUCUCCUUUUCCUUCGAUUAAACACACACACACACACACACACACACACACACACAAUGGUUUACAGGGAGAUACCAAGAGACUACCAAAAGCUGAUGCACUCUCUUUAGAAUUAUUUCUAGAGGUGAAACUUCACUGUGCAACACAGCACAGAACUGCUUCUCGGUAAGGAAGUCCACAGAGCACUUUCUCCAGGAUUCCAUUGUCCCUGUGCCAAGCUUUGGGUAGCAAUUGCAUCACUUCCAAACUCAGGUGUUUCCAACCUACUAGAACACGUGGACAAAGCCUGCGGCAAAUCUGGCUUCUGCCAGUCCCAUCCACACUUGGAGCGCAGCUCUUUCCGGGAUCUCUGUGCAGAGGGUGGCUGGCAUUAGACAAGGACUGAGCCAGAGAAGAAUACAGAGCAGAGCCAUGAAUAUCAUCUUGGGUCUCCUCCUGCUUCUGUUCACCAUCAUCUACUCCUACUUGGAGGCACUGGUGAAGGCUUUCUUUCCCCGAAGGAGAAAAUCUGUGGCUGGGGAGGUUGUUCUCAUUACAGGAGCCGGGCAUGGAAUAGGCAGGUGGACUGCCUAUGAAUUUGCAAAACGGAAGAGCCGACUGGUUCUGUGGGAUAUUAAUAAGCGCGGUGUUGAGGAAACGGCAGCCGAAUGCAGGCAACUGGGGGCCACUGCGCACGCGUAUGUGGUGGACUGCGGUAACCGAGAAGACAUUUAUAACUCUGUAAAGCAGGUAAAGAAAGAAGUGGGAGAUGUAACCAUCCUGGUGAAUAAUGCUGGGACAAUAUAUCCAGCUGACCUUCUUAGUACCAAGGAUGAUGAGAUUACCAAAACUUUUGAGGUCAACAUCCUAGGACACUUUUGGAUCACAAAAGCACUUCUUCCGUCCAUGAUGAAGAGAAAUCAUGGCCACAUUGUCACAGUGGCUUCAGUGUGUGGCCAUGGAGUGAUUCCUUAUCUUAUUCCAUAUUGACUAUGGCCUCUUUUGGAGACAGAUGCAGUUGCAAGAAGCUUGAUAGAUGGAAUACUUACCAAUAAGAAGAUGAUUUUUGUUCCAUCAUAUUUCAAUAUCUAUAUAAUACUAGACAAAUUUCUUCCUGAACGUGCCUUGGCAGCUAUAAAUCACUUACAGAACAUUCAAUUUGAAGCAGUGAUUGGCCACAAAACCAAAAUGAAAUGAAUAAUGGAGCUCCAGCCAGAGAUGUCUGCACCUUAAUGAUGUAAAUCUAAGUUUAGAAUCAAUGCUUCAAAGCUUAAUUUCACAUUUUUCAAUACUGUUAAUAUAAAAAAAAACAUUAGUUUGACAUCAGCAGCAAAGGAACAAGACUAAUUACCUGUCUAUCUCAAGAAUAUUAAUGUAGCUUUAACAGUCAGAUCCAAUUUCAUUCCAUGCCCCUUAAAAACUUCUGUGCUUAUAUAAACAUACUCAAAAGGCCUCUUUUCUUCAGAUAUUUUAUUUUUUUUUCUUUCUGCUUCAAUGGGAACAAAGCCACCUCCCGGAGAGUAAAUACAAAGAGAAGUUAUUUACACAGGGAAGGUUGAAGACCUUGUCAACAUGUACACCAUGUGAGCUAGCAGUUAGAGACGAGGUUUAAGCAGGCUGCAGUGCUCCAAAGGACAAAGAGGUUACUUCUAUGAAAUUCAACAUUUGGAAGCUUUCACUGGCUUCUCCCUUUUCAGCAGCCCAAAACAGUGCAACGGUAUUCUGUAGUUUGUUGCUUGAUUCUGUCCUUUGUAUCGCUCUUAUAUCCACCAAGAGUGGACGCUAUACUUUCUGCCCUUUUCAUAACCUCUUAAAAUACUAUGACCUUAUAAAACAUGACUCUCCUUGAAUCUCAGAAUAUCUGAAAUUUUAACCCCAGGAUAAACCCCUCUUUAUUUGUAGUUUAUGCUUUCACAUAUCAUUGGUACCAGAGAUGUUUAGAUAGUUCUGAGCUUCAAAAAUGAAAACUAACACAGAAAAAAGAAUUAGGCUGACUACCCAAUAUUAGACAGUAGAUCUAAGAGAUAAAAGAGUGUUCUCUUUAAAGAUCUGAUUCCCACUACAUCAAGAGUAAUCUUGUUUUUGUGUUUUUCUCAUAUAUAAUAGACUGCUUUUCCAUCAACUCUCUGCCUGUUUUUAUUAAAAAUGAAUGAUUAAACACAAAUCAUUAAUAAAAAUUUCUUAAAAACAAAUGAUAAAUAUGUUGUGCUUUUAAAAAAAUAACCUCUUGUGGUUAUAAAAUAGAGCUUUGAUUUCUAAUCUCUCAGUCUCAAUGAAUCUCCUUCAGGAAGCAAGGAUCUGGAUGGUAAUAGCUAGAACUAGCAGGUAUUAAGGGUCCCAGGGUUCUCUCAACUUUGGCUUCUUUGACAGUAGAAGUGUUGGUUUAUCAAAUGACUUACUAAAUUCUUUCUGUGUGUGGCACUGAGCAGAGUUUUAUUGUUUUGAGAUUUGUUUUUUCCUAGAUAUUUUGGCAAAAUUUUUAUUC
This is a messenger RNA of Leptonychotes weddellii (Weddell seal), 2821 nucleotides long. NCBI's taxonomy places the organism in Eukaryota, Metazoa, Chordata, Mammalia, Carnivora, Phocidae. The record is from RefSeq and is a predicted model, not a curated record.